CCAUAUGUGCCAGUGCACCCAUUUCCAUUAACAUGCUGGGAUAAUUGUUGGUACUUGAUUGGAUACUGUAAAAUGCCCGUUCAUGUUACACGAUCCCACUGAAUUGCAUAAAAGCUCAUGAAGGGAUGACGUUACCAGCAAAACAGUAAAAGUAACCUGCACCACGGACUAGGGACCAGACGGCCCAGCUGUUUCCGGUUUAGUUAUCGCUCCCCGUCGUGUUGAACGACGGCACAUCUCUGACAUGGCUAGCAGCUGAAGAGGAGGACGGCUUUCCAAAAAGUUUCCCUGACCGAAUUGUUAGCCUCGGUACUUGUUGAAGCUCUAUUAUUCCGACAGCCGGGACUGGCCUAAAGCACCGUCAUGACGUCUGUUGCCCAGCGGGUUUGGGGAUGGGUGCGCCCGACCCUGUCCUACCGGCCAUGGGGAGGCAAAGCUGGCCCUGAAGAGUGCAUGGGGGAUGACAGUUGUCAUAAGCCCACUAGUGCUAGCGAGGGUUGGGGUGGCAUGGUCUCUUGGGUGUGGGGGCCACCAAAACAGAAGACCUACCACAAGGCCCUGACCGAAGAGUACUGGGAAGCAGCAGAGGACCGGAUACCGCACAGAGAGGUGGAGAACCUGAAAGCAGGCGCUAUGGAGUUUGACAGCAAACCACCGCCCAAGAGCGGCAGCACCUCGCGAUGGUGGAACAGCUGGCUGCCCACUUCCUACCUGCCCUGGCUGAGCUACUCCAAGCCCAAGGCCUGGGGCGAGGGCGUGGUGUGGGACAAGACUGACGGAGGAGUAGGGGGAGACGUGUCUGACUACGACACCCCUCCCCCGUCCCCGACGCCCUUCCAGAAGGCCUCGUCCACCUUCCGCGUGUUCUCUCGCUCGUGGGAAGGCGAGGUGCUGCCCGAGCACUUUGAUAUCUGCUUCAACUUCCUGCGGCACCUGUUCGACCUGUGCGUGGUGGGCCUGCUGUGGGCUGUGUCCCUGCCGUCACGCGUGGUCCUGGACGUGCUGGGGGUGCAGGGCGCCCUGAAGCUCUGGCUGCACGGCAUGGCCAUGUUCUUCGUCUCCACGGUAGGCAUGGCGGCACUGCUCUGGGUGGUGCAGGAGUUCCUGCCCCAGUUCGCUCUGGUCUACGGCAUCGUCCAGGGCCUGGUCAUCUCCGUCAGCGUGCGGCAGAGCGUCAUCACUGGAGGAGGAGAUGGAGGAGACCAGAUGGACGGAAAGCAGAGCGGGGAGCAAGAGGAGCAGCAGAAGCUGGACACACAGCAGGAGGACGAAGGGGUGGUACAAGGGGAGGAGAGGAUCGAGGAGGACUUGAAGGCUGAGAGUCGGGACCUGAAGUUGAAGUUGAGCGUUGAUGAUGGCACCAGAAGGAGGAUUCGGAUGAAGUGACAUGGCGUACAGGCUAGUUGGAUCCCCUCCCCACUCCACUCCAACCACAUGCUUCGUCUUGAGGCAGCCCCCCUGUGCUCGCCCGGGAGCUCUAUGUACUUUAUGUGCCCUGCACUCCAUUUAACUCUCAAGCACACUACACAAACCCAACCCAACCCUAAACCAGACCCAAUGCAACCUCCACACUGGAGCCCUCUGGGAAGAGAAAUGAGGAUUGUUACGUUUGAAGGUGACGUCACUCCCUUACUAGCAACUUUUUUUUGUAAUUUUCAUGGACUGAGGUGUUUUGUACAAAACUGUGAAAUAGCACAUGCACAUCACAUAUUUUGUUUUCACCAACAGGCAGUUCAUUACAUAUUUUUUUCUUGUUUUUAAACAAGACUUUGGACGAGACGCAAGUCUUGGCAAUUGUUACAUGUUACAUACAUCCUACUUUUAAAAAAAGAAAUCUUCCCACCUUAUGAAAUCAUCACCACCACUCACAAAGGUGAACUGAUCAUUUCAUGUAGCACCGUAAGGAUCUCUACGAAAGAGUACAUGGACAACUCUCGAAGAAGGGAAAUUGACUUUUCACAUGAAUUUAAUACUCAAGUGACAUUGGAGACACUACAUCCUUGGUUAUGCUUACAAAAACUAACAUCCUGUGGUACCAGCUCAUUUUUCUGAAUGUCUGCAAAAGACUCCAUUAUAGGUGUGCAAAAAAAGCAUGAUAAACGAUUGUCUUGAUUCUGUAGACACGCAGAUUAUCUUGAACUGUUGCAAACUGUUCUGACACAGAGCCCUGGGCAUCAUUGUGAGCAGCACCUCCCUAAACCAUUAGUGAAAACAAGAGGACGCAACCACUGGCUUGGUCACUUGCAUGUGUCGUCUUGUCCUGCUAUUGCUAUGUGAUAUCGACAUAUUUCACAUCCUUUGUGUGACUCAGUGUGCCUGCAGCCUAUAGUCCACUUCCUGAUUCCAACUUUGUUUCCCAGCGGACAGUGGUAGAAAUGGUAUUUGGGCAAGUUGGGCUGAGGCGGGGUGAUUUGGUGACCUCCUGACCACUUUCGCUGCUGUUGUGCAAACAUGAUGUUUUGUUUUGUCCUGCAGAACUGUCAUGGAAGGUUGCAGUGCUCUGUUGUAUGCUUCAGCCACUAGGAGAUAUUUGAACUUGUCUGCUUUUAUUUCUGUGCAAAAGGCAUCUUUUGGCUUAAUGUUUUUAAGUUUGUUAUUGUGCCAUAUUUCAUCUGCAUGUGAUAACACUAACAGCCAGACACAUCAGAAUGAGUAAUAUAUUCAAUGCUUUCCAAUAAAUUCAAUUUUAUGUAUGUUGAACUUGUAAUACAUCAACUGAUAUUUGUAAAAAACAAAAAAACAAACAAACAAAAAACAUGGUCUUCUUCAUGUGGCCCAUGCGUUCCUUUCCAGCCUCCCUGGCUGAUUCACUGGCUAUGUGCAUUGUUGCAUUGCUAUCAUUGAUAUAUUUACACUAAAUGUUAAGUCACUUAACAUCCUUGUUGCAUAACAAUGUGUACAGUUCACAAACAUUACCUAUAACCAGUUAAAUGCCUCUUUUUGUACUGUUGAUUCCUGCACAUGUACUUUUUUAAAAAUAUAGCUUUAAUGUUAUCUAUAUAUAUAUCGAACUUCUAUGCAUGUUUAGGGCUGUUGUAGCUGUUUUGUGCACAGAACCGAGCUUUAAACUCUUUUUCUAUCUGAAAGUAUUUUGUAAUCCUUUUAUUGUUGUAAUACUCCAAAACCUACUGAAACCUCUAGAAACAUACUGUCAUUAGAUGCCAUCACAGUGGAAUUUGUCAUAAUUACAGUGUAACUGCUCAGAUUAAAUUGAAGAGGUACACAGAUC
Molecule: messenger RNA, 3229 nt
Organism: Engraulis encrasicolus (European anchovy)
Lineage: Eukaryota; Metazoa; Chordata; Actinopteri; Clupeiformes; Engraulidae
Gene: c20h6orf47
Product: chromosome 20 C6orf47 homolog
Exons: 4
Coding region: 364-1386 (340 amino acids)
Source: RefSeq, a predicted model, not a curated record